GAUUUUGAAUCCCUGUACUAUCAAUCACUUGUCACCUUAUGUGUCUAUCAUCUGUUCUACAGCCUCUGGCUGGCUAUAUCCUCACCUGCCUAAUAACAGGAAGUUCACCAUUAGUGGAUAUUGCCUCAGCCUCACCGCAGAGUGUCAUCGCAUUUGAAGCACGGGAUAGCUAUAAAACAGCAUACUUUUCUCUCUGCCCCAUGGCAAUGUGUGUAGAAUCAUAGGAAGUUAGCAGUUUUCUCCCGAAAAACACUCCUACCGUGCAGGAGCCCCCGUGAAACGGCGGUAUGCCACUGGUGUAGCUACGUAUGUUACUGCUUUUUUGGGGGGAUGAAUGAACUAGCCUUGCAAAUAUUAUUUGGGGAGAGAACUCAAGUAGGCUAGUCAUUUUAAACAUGAGCAGAUCGAGGACCUCUAUGUCUUUGGUUUGCAUAUGCACCACCACCACCUGAGAAUGUGGCCUCCUAUCCCAUUGUUUUAAUGUUGUAUUUAUUUAUUUAUUUAUUUUAUUUCACCUUUAUUUUUAACCAGGUAGGCCAGUUGAGAACAAGUUCUCAUUUACAACUACAACCAUGUAUCCAGCCAGCCACUAAACAGGAUGACUGAUAAAGCAGUGUCCAGAGUGGACUAAGUGACAGAACAAAUAUGUGGCUGAAAUGUAUGUAGAAUGAAUGGGCACAGCUUUGCCCUGGGUAAUGUCUGGCUAUUGGGUAGCACUAGGACCUGUGUUUCUGUAGGAGUGCUGAUAGAGGUUCAGCUUAGCCCUUUAGAUCGUCGUUCAUUUGAUUAUUAUGGACAGAGACCACCUGAUGCUAGAUCAGCACUCCUACUCUGAGGCACUUGGUACAUGGCGAGCCAUGUAACUCUACCUUGAAACGACUUCAGUAGAGUUGAGAGAGAUUUGAUUAUCUCUGGGUGCCCUCUACUGGCAUUGAUUUAAGUCAGAUGUUAUGUGUAUAUAUAUAUAUAUCUUUUUUUUUAAAACAUGUUUUCAGUCAGAUGUAACCUGCGCCAUUGGAAGGUAGUAUCCAUGAGUGAUGGCUCGGCGUCAUCGGCGUUGGCUGUCUUGUGUCAUGGGUAGACAUGUUAUGCGUUGGAGAGGUUUUUGCUGGUUGGUUAGCAGUGUAAAAUGAAGACUCUGUGGCUGUGACGGUGAUGACGGCGAUGCUCAAAUUCGUCGUCAUAGGAAGGAUUUAUUUUCGUCCGCUCCUAAGUGAGCGUUCACACUUACAAGUCAGCCAAAGCCUUUUGCAAUGACCAAUGAGAGCCAAAACGCAUUACAGGAUUUUGUAGUGAGCCUCAAUAAAGGGAAAGUGUAUUUUUAUUGGAAAACAUCAUAUCUCUCCAGUGGUUUAGUCCUCUAAUCACUUUAACUCAUUUCCAUUUAAAAAAAAAGUUUGUUUGGUGUUUCCCGUGCCUCGUAGACCACAUGACAGUGAUGACACAAUGUCAAUGCACAGGCAAGUGUACAGCAAGGGUAUAAGUUGAAACAACAGAGUCAAACUGUGUAACCCAGUAUCUGCCAUAUACUGCAUGUACUUCCUCUGUAAUUCUAUUUGCACACACAUUACUUCCUUAGAAUGCAUGUAACCGCUCUGACCUCCCCUGCACCUCUUCGAGUGCUGUCGUUAGGACCCAAGAUCUGUUCUAGUAAUAUUUCAAAUAUUUUACCCUGAACCUUGACUUCCCAGGUUGAUAGCAUAUCCAACCAGUAUUCAGUGGUCCAACCAGUAUUCAGUGGACAGGCAUGAUGAAGUCCAGGUUGUUUUACAUCAUGGUUCUGCUCACAGGACGUCUCGCUAUGAACGAAGGAAACAAAUAUUCGUGCUCCAACUACACUCAAGUCGAUGUGGAUGGUGUAAGAUGCUGGAUGGAAGUUGUCAAUGAGCAGUUUAAGACGGAGAACCUCAGCACUAUUAUUAAAUCUGUGGAGAAACUAGAAAGGGUUCUUGAAAACACAGCUUUGAAUGAGACAACUUCAAUCAUUGUUGAGAGGCUUGUGGCUCACAUAUUCAGGGCCGAGGGCCACUUUACAGGGCUUAAUAUAUCUGCCAGCCAAGAACGGGUAACAUCAGACGGUGACCGUGUGGCCAACACUACCGUCAAGGUCCACCUGCCCAAAGAGCUCUUGAAAACCAACGAGAACAAUACCAUUAUCUUCUGCAUGAUUACCUCACCAGAAAAAUAUGGGCAAUUGGGGAUUCUUGAUGGCCGAAUAGUAGGUCUGGCUGUGAGCAAGAAGAGAGUGUUAGGUCUGCAUGACAAGGUCAAUAUCUCCAUGCCUCUACAGCGCCCCACGCUGGAAAGUCAGGCUGACAAACAACCAUCGUGUCAAUUCUUUAAUUUUUCAACCAAUAAGUUCUACCAGGAUGGCUGCACCACCGAGUGGAAGAGAGACGAGGGCCGUGUGGUCUGCUCAUGUGACCACCUCACAUACUUUGCUGUGCUGAUGGUGUCUCCCUCCAUCUCUGAAAGCGAUCGGGAGAUCCUAAGCUACAUCACUCUGAUUGGCUGCAGUCUGUCUCUGUUCUUCCUGGUGGUCACAAUCGUUCUGUACGCCACUCAAAGAGGUGCAGGCACAGACAUCUCCCUGAAGGUGCAUAUCAACCUGUCUGUGGCCCUGAUCCUCCUCAACCUGCACUUCCUGCCCAGCCAGCAGGCAGCAGCAUUAUCCUCCUCUGGGCCAUGUAUCUAUGUUGCUGUCCUUCUGCAUUACUCUCUACUGGCCACCUUCACAUGGACAGCAAUCGAAGGCUUCCACCUUUACCUGUUGCUGGUCCGUGUCUUCAACAUCUAUGUCAGGAGAUACCUGCUCAAACUGAGCCUGGUAGGAUGGGGAUUCCCUGCGGUCAUUGUCAUCGUGAUUGCUAUCAUUGACAAAGACACAUACAGCCGUGUGACUCUUCAUCCUUCUAAGACCAAUGGUACAGCUGUGGAGAUGUGUUACCUCUCUAAUGAUGUGAUGAAGCUGGUGACCACGGUGGGUCUGUUUGCCCUGGUGUUUGUGUUUAACCUCGGUAUGCUGGCUGUGACUAUGAGGCGCCUCAAGUCUCUGCGCACUGAACAGACGUCAAGGGAGAAGGGUAGGGCCAGGAGGGACACCUGCACUGUGCUGGGCAUCACCUGUCUGCUGGGCAUCACCUGGGGCAUCAUCUUCUUCUCCUUCGGCCAGCUUACCACGCCUGGCCUCUACCUUUUCUGUGUCCUCAACUCUCUACAAGGUUUUUUCAUCUUCCUCUGGUUUUGUGUGUUCAAAUGGAAGACUGAGGACAGCCAACCUGGCAGUGACACUCACUAUACCAAUUCCAGAUCUGCCUGAGGACAAAGUCUGUUGUCAACCAAUCCAGCACUGUUGUUAUCAAUGUUCAUUUCAAACUUGAUUGCGAUUUUUUUCUUUUGAGAAUACGAGCCCUAAACUGUAGACCUUCGAAAAUGUCUACAAACCACCCACAUGUUUUGUACCAGUACAAUAUUGUUAUUUUUUUAUUUUUGCGAUUGUUUAGUUAUGGAAUGAAGGAAGGUGUUUUCAGAAUUCCUUUCGUAUGUGGUUUGUUCAAUUCUAAAUCAUGUGAGCCAACAGGAUCUGAUGUAAUGUGCUGAGAUCCUAUCCCUCACUAGUUGAUUAACCUGCAACAGAAGAUGAAUAAGUUUGAUCUAAGCAAAACUGUAGCCUAUUCAUUGAUACACCGCUCGAGCAAGCUGAAGUCCAGACUAGAUUUGCAUAAAACAAACGCAAUGCCGCCAUUUUCCUCCAAAGUUUACAUAAAGAUAUUAAAAUGUUGCAGUUAUAAAAUUUGACUAUGAACAGUCAUGAAAUAAAACAGCUCCAAACAUUAGAAUAGACGUUUGUUCAAGGCACAGUUGGAAAUACAAAUGGGAUGGGAGUUUACUCUGUCCAAUGAUGUGUUUAUCUCUACAAAGCACACAGUGGUUUCACAGAUCAUUUGCUCACCCCACAAGGACAUCAAAUGUGAGUGAAAUCAACUCCUAGCGUGUAAGUAAGUGUACGUGUUUGUGUGUAACGGAAUAUGAAUCCAUCCUAUUUUGUCAUUGUCAAGUUCAGCUAUUGUGUUGAUAAUGUUGUGUCAUUGUCUUACCUGAGUGACGGCAGAACGAUAUGUCUGGGAAUAAGCAGAGAUCACCGUGUUGAUUAUCAGAACGCAUGGCUAGGUUUUGUAGGUAUACCUUGUGGUAUUAAGUAGUGUUAGCCUCGGUGUCAAGCUGAAAUGAAAUUCUCGGGCUGCAUUGUGUACUUUACUGAGUGUGAUGUUGAAUGAGUGGCAAGGGCUAUGGCAGUAUGUUGAAAACAAGGAUUACUUUGUAAUGUAUGUUUUUGGUCAUUCAUGUUUUCUACUGUUCUACCCUUAAAACAGCCACAAUGUU
This is a messenger RNA of Oncorhynchus mykiss (rainbow trout), 4383 nucleotides long. RefSeq names its product adhesion G protein-coupled receptor G5. Gene Ontology annotation, cellular component: plasma membrane. Lineage: Eukaryota; Metazoa; Chordata; Actinopteri; Salmoniformes; Salmonidae. Gene Ontology annotation, biological process: cell surface receptor signaling pathway; adenylate cyclase-activating G protein-coupled receptor signaling pathway. Gene Ontology annotation, molecular function: G protein-coupled receptor activity. The record is from RefSeq and is a predicted model, not a curated record.